This is a messenger RNA of Acanthoscelides obtectus, 6943 nucleotides long. The record is from the annotation of a GenBank genome assembly. Lineage: Eukaryota; Metazoa; Arthropoda; Insecta; Coleoptera; Chrysomelidae.
CAAUGCCACAUCGAAUAAUUCAAAAAUCCGAGAAACUGGUAACUGUUCUUCUUCGUUAGCUAAGACCGACAAUCCUUGUUACAGAUCAAUCAGCUAGUAGAAGAAGUUCAAAGGUUACAAGGUUGCAUCUCCAAGAUCCAGGAGUCUUCUAUGACAAGGAUAACUCAACUAGAAGAUCAACUGGAGCAGAAGAGACAACACAUCAUUCGACUGGAAAGCAGGCUGGACCAACAGAAGGACUACGAUGAUCUCAAACGGGAAGUUAGUAUAUUGAGGGAUCCUGAAGGCAAGAACAUCGACGCACUGCUAGAGAAAUCAAAAAAUCUCCCUCAAGACAAUAGGGAAAAAUCACCCACGACAGAUAAUGAAGGUGUUGACCACCAGCAGCAUCUCCAACAUCAACAUCUCUCCACCCCUUGCAUUCAACCUCUUCCUUCACAUGCACCUACCCCUCCCACUAACUUGCCCCCUCCCUUCCAAAACGUCGAUGCUUUCGGCAGCUUAUUGGGUGAAGAAAUCGUAUCCACGUGGCGGCGAAGCGUCGAUCUCACUAGAAAGUCACCUUCUUCCGCUUCCUCAGACAUCCCGCCUCCAUCGAAGUGUGUCACGCCCACAUUAGUGAAUACCCUUGUGGUAAGCUCCGCCUCCGAGGUGGUACCACCACCUCCUCCCACUGACCAGAGCGCCGCCUCCACGCCUCAACCUCAAGAUCAACCCUCCCCUCUCCCUAUUAUUGCCCCUCCAACCACCGAGCUUAUGGUCAAUGGCAACAGCCCGAUCUCAAAGGAGGACAAUAACAACCAUCAUCACAGCAACAACAACAUUCCUCUAGCUGCGGCAGCGACCAUGUGCGCCGUCAACAACUUUUUGAGGAGUGAGGAUUCACUCAAGAGCCCGUACAGGUUCGACGACCACAGAUCUCCUUUCAAGUUUGCCGAAGAACUAGGUAUGGCUCCAGGUUCAAUGGUGGGUAGAUUAGGCGAAAGCCUGAUUCCCAAAGGAGAUCCCAUGGAAGCUAGACUGCAGGAAAUGUUGAGGUACAACAUGGAUAAAUACGCUUCUCAAAAUUUAGAUACUCUUCACAUAUCUCGUAGAGUUCGCGAACUGCUUUCAAUUCACAACAUUGGUCAACGUCUGUUCGCCAAGUACAUCCUGGGGCUCUCCCAAGGGACCGUGUCCGAGCUGCUGUCUAAGCCCAAACCGUGGGACAAACUGACUGAAAAGGGCAGGGACAGCUAUAGGAAGAUGCACGCUUGGGCGUGUGACGAGAACGCUAUUUUGCUGCUCAAGUCUCUGAUACCAAAGAAAGACAAUUUUUCGUCAACAGGCAAAUCGGAAUCGGGCAUGCCUCCAUUCACAGGAAGUGACCUGACCGAGGAACGUUUAGCCCACAUUCUCAACGAGGCCAACCAAUUUCAACAGAUCAAACAACAGCCUCUACAACAUGAAGACAGUCGCAGUAACGAAGACUCCAAGUCCCCCCAUGGCUGUGGAAGCCCCUUCUCGAGGGACUCAUCGCUCAACAAGAAGUUGAAGAAGUACGAAAAUGAUGACAUUCCCCAGGAAAAAGUAGUGAGGAUCUACCAAGAGGAGUUGGCCAAGCUGAUGAGUAGGAGAAUUGAAGAUAUGCGCAACCAGAGAGAAGGAGCUGGACCCUUUCCUGGUAUCUUCUUGCCGCACCUGUUUAGCGCUGGCGGAGGUCAGCAAAUGGACAGGACUCAGGAGGACAUUCGGAUAGCACUGGAUGCAUACCAUAGGGAACUGGCCAAAUUGAAUCAAGGUCAAAAUCCAACACAAAUGCCUCUUAGCCUGUUAGCCAUGCAACAACAGGCUUUAGCCCAUCAUCACCAGCAACAACAACAGCAGCAACAGCAGAACAAUGGAGGAGUCCAGGACCUCUCCAUACCAAAGGACAAAAUGAAGAUGAUGAAUGGAAUCAUGGACGACAAAGAAAAAGAUGAGGACACGAUGUCGAGACACUCAGGUUCUGCUUUCAGCUUGGUCCGACCAAAGAUCGAACCUGGCUCCCAACAGGCCCCUUCCUCAACUGCGUCCAGUCCUCUAGGAAACUCCAUCCUCCCUCCGAUGACCCCCACGGAUGAUUUUUCCGGAUCCGCAGCUGCCUCGCCUCUUCAGAGGAUGGCCAGCAUCACAAAUUCGUUGAUAUCACAACCGCCAUCACAACCGCAUCACACCUCGAACAACAGGCCGCUCAAGGCCGUCUUGCCACCCAUCACACAGCAACAGUUUGACAUCUACAAUAACCUCAAUACGGAGGAUAUCGUCAAGAAAGUAAAAGAACAACUGAGUCAAUACUCAAUCAGCCAAAGACUGUUCGGAGAAAGUGUGCUCGGGUUAAGCCAGGGGUCAGUCAGUGAUCUCCUAGCCAGGCCGAAACCUUGGCACAUGCUCACACAAAAGGGAAGGGAGCCCUUUAUCAGGAUGAAGAUGUUCCUUGAAGAUGAGCAGGCAGUCCAUAAGCUGGUGGCCAGUCAGUACAAAAUCGCUCCCGAAAAGUUAAUGAGGACUGGAGGUUACGGUGGAAGUUGCGCGGGAAUGAGCAAACCUAUGCCUCCUGCUACAAGCAAAAUGAUCUCCGAAGCCGCAGGCUUGCUAAACAAGAUACAACAUGAUGCCCAACAAACGAUUCUGCCACCUUCGUUGCAGUUGGGACCACCCCCACAAGCGCCUGGUAACCCUCAACCACCGCCCCCGCCUAUGAUGCUCACUCCUCCAGGAUUGGGUGGACAUCAUCCCAUGAACCUCCACACGAAUUCCGAGAUGCUGAAGAAGGCUUCCCAAUCCCCCCACGGUAUCCCCCACUCCCCCAUGAGUCAGCAACAUGCGGCCUCCCUCAGGAACAUGCAUCAACACAUGUCACCAAGCGUCUAUGAGAUGGCAGCAUUGACGCAAGAUCUCGACACUCAAGUCAUCACAACCAAAAUCAAAGAAGCUUUAUUGGCUAACAACAUUGGACAAAAGAUAUUUGGCGAAGCAGUUCUAGGUCUAUCACAAGGUUCAGUAAGUGAACUUCUUUCAAAACCUAAACCAUGGCAUAUGCUGAGUAUAAAAGGUCGUGAACCUUUUAUCAGGAUGCAACUUUGGUUGAAUGAUGCUCACAACGUUGACCGUCUUCAAGCGUUGAAAAACGAGAGAAGAGAGGCCAAUAAAAGACGAAGAUCCUCUGGCCCUGGAGCCCAUGACAACAGCAGUGACACGUCGUCGAACGACACAUCAGAAUUCUACCACUCAAAUUCCCCUGGACCUGGACCCCCGGCUGGAAAGAAACAGAGAGUGUUAUUUAGCGAAGAACAGAAGGAAGCUCUCAGACUAGCUUUUGCUUUGGACCCCUAUCCCAAUGUAGCAACUAUCGAAUUUCUUGCAGGAGAAUUGGGACUGUCUUCCAGGACUAUCACGAACUGGUUUCACAACCAUCGAAUGAGGCUGAAACAACAGGUUCCGCACGGCAUGCCCCCGAAUCCAGACCUGCCAAGCCGUGAGCAAUCUGGCAACACCGCAGGCAACGGCGCGGGAGGUACAGGUCAGCCCUUCGAUCCCGUCCAGUUCAGGUUGCUGCUCAACCAGAGGCUGUUGGAGCUGUCCAAGGAACGGUUGGGCCUGGCAGCCGCAGUUCCAGGCGUUCCGCUGCCCUACCCGCCCUAUUUGGCGACAGCGGCCGCAGCCAAUACUUCCAAUCUUGCCGCCCUUAUCAGUAGGGGGUUGCUGCCUACCGGCGCCGAUGUCGAUCUCUCUGCCCUCAAUAAUGCUGUCAAAGAGCAAAUGAGUGGUUUGGACCUUUCGAUGACCUCCCUUAAACGGGAACCCGGCGAUUUCGACGACGACGAUGACGUCGAAAGCAACGUGGGUUCGGAAGACUCGAAUAUUUCCAACGGUAGUGGUAGCGAAGUAAAACCUGAACCUAAGGAGAUACCUGCUUGCAACCAAGCGAGGUCAUCAAGACGGAAACCAGCGGCUCCUCAAUGGGUGAAUCCCAACUGGGAGGAGGAAAAAGAAAAACCUGCACCUGCAGGAGAUGAGGUUAUCAUCAAUGGUGUUUGUGUGAUGCAAACUGCGGAAGAUUAUGCUAGGCACAAUCCUGAAGAAACGGUCCACGUGGAGCCGCAGGCGGUCAUGGAUCGUUUCGAGGAUGACCAAAGCGACACAUCCUCCAUCAGUAACGACCAAAACGAAAAAUCGGAAGACAAAUGCACUGAAGAACCGGAGGAAGCCAACGAAGAAACAGAACCAAAGCCCGAAGACACCGAAAACAAAGUCAUCAAACAAGAAAAUGAAGAAGAACGGUGGGAGUAUUAAAGUAUUGUUUUCUAGUUGUUCAUAGUUAGUGCUAAUUCGGACUAUGCCCACCGCACUUGGAUAUCCCAAGGACUUGUUUCAAGCCUGCAGUCUUAGUGCGGUUCAUUUGUUUGUUGUAAAGUAAAUCAAGUGCAAUCACUAAAUCGAAGUCUCCACGAUGAUGUUAAGAAAGAAUAUUUAUUGAAUGAUUGUGAUUUUUAGGUACGUAGGUUGAAAACGGCUCGUCUAAAAAGGGCUAGGUUUUGCUAUUGCUCUGUUUCGGUUUUAUAUUUUUUGUUGAACUGUAACAGACCGAUGAUUUAAAUAUGACUCAGUUGAUACGUAAUAUGUUGUAUGGAGUUCGAAGUACACACAAUAACCAACAUAAGUUAGAAAACUCUUCGAUUCCAAAAGUAGGUGAUGAAAUUCGUUUUAAUUGGGUCAUAUUUUGCUAGCGUUCUGUGAGAAUGUAAAGUUCUUGCCAAUUUUUGAUAAUUUUUCAUACAUACACGUCACAUUGGCAUCAUUUUUGUUCAUUUUUAUUUGUAUUUAUGUAGAGUUAUAAAUAAGACUGUUACCGUUAUUAUAUUAUAUAAUGUUUAGCUCCGAUUUGGAGCUAGAGAAGCAAAGAAAAAUGUUUUAAACAUUUUGUGAUAUACACUGUAAUUUUUUCAUUUUUUAUUGAUAUGGAUAUUGUGCUUUCCAUUGUUUUAUUAUUUAUAUGAAACGGCCAAAAAUGCGACAUUCUUUUACGCUACUAUGAUUUAUAGUAGCAUGAUUUUUUAUAAAAAAAAAUUUGAGGGUGGUUCCACGGCCCGUUGCGUCAAGUUGUAUGGAUUAAAUUAAUACAAAACAUAGAAUCAAACACCAUACGUAUGACCCUUUGAAAAUAUAACCUACCUCAGAUUAAAGAAACAAAGUAUUUAACGUUUUAAUGCCGGCCCUGGUGCCUCCCAAAAUUCAGAUAAGGAAGACUUUCAUAGAUGGCGGUUAACCAUUCGGAAUUCAAUAUUUAAAAAGAAAAUAAUGAACAAUAUGACUGGUCAAUAGCCGUUGCAGGUCAAUGUAAAUGGUCGUUCAUCAGAUACGGUUUUCAUCUAAAGAAAAAUUAAUUCUGAUUGGUUAGCGGAUAUGUUCAAUUAACAGUUCCUUGAUCGUUUAUGAAAUCUAUCCUAAAUAUGUAAUUGUUUCAUAAAAUUAGCAGCCUUCCAAAGUUUUUGUACAUAUAAUAUUUAGUUUAUACCUUUUUACCUGCAAGCAUUAAUAGUUUCGAAGUUCUUUGCAGAUAUACUGUUUUGUCUAGUCUUUCCAAAUGGGCAUAAGAAUUGUUGAGCGUGCCAAAGGGAAAUUAUCAUAAGUGGGAUAUGAUUUUGAGUUAUCUGUUACAAAGAAUUAAAGCACUGUUAAGGCAACGAUUUCAGUACAAAAUGCAGCGUUAAGUUAGUUCAAUCCAUAUCGAUUUUUUAUUUCGUUUUUUUUUGCCACGAUCUGCUGAGGGUAUUUUCCACUUUGGCUCACUUAAAAUAUUCUUCUAAAAGGCCAGUACUGACCUGAUACACUUUUCCCACGUACUAAAUUCAAAUUUUUUGAUAAGAAUGUCUUACUUCUAACAAAUGUCGUAUCAGAAUCAAAACUACAAAACUCUUCAUUUGUAUCUAGUAAGUCAUUCUGGAAAAAAUCGGUUUUCAGAUCUCUUAAUUGAAAAAAUCUUUUAAGUAGCUUUAAUUUCCAAAAUAUAUUUAGAAGUAAUAUUACAAAAUGCAUAUCGUUAAUAUUAAGUACUUUCAUGAAGCAAAAUAAAAGAAUCCACCCAUAGAAUGAAUUUAAUGAGAAUAUAUGCCAUAGUUUAUCCUGUUUUUCUUUCCCGUCUGAAUUACACUGGUCAAGAACAACUGUGAACAUCCCUAAUUUUUCAUUAUUUCCGUCUGUGGAAAUGUUAGUAACUAUCUUUAUUAUUCCUUACUGCUUUACAACAUUUUCUGUUCUUUCAUGUUCAGGUUAUACAAUAUUUCCGAAUAAAUCUCACAUUCAUGUUUCUUAAAACUAUUUCUUUGAUUUUAAUGUCCUCGGAGCAUAAUCGUCCGAAGCUGGGGUGAAACAGAGUGUUGUUCAUCAGUGUACAUAGCACCUGGAUAAAGUGUUAUUUAAAAAAAUUACGUGCAAUAUUUUAAGCGUUCUAAAUAUAUAUUUUUUGCGAUAUACAAAAUGUAUUUCUUCCAAAAAAAGAAUGUAUUCAAUGUAAUAACAUUGUAAAAAUUAAAGAUACGUAAAUUUGUCUUAAAAAUAAAACAAGGCAUAAUUUUAGCAAAAAAUGUAUUAUAAUGCACAUUUCUAAUUAAAUAAAUGCAUGUAGUUAUAUAGCAUAGAUUUUUUUUGCUGUAGACGGAAUAUCGAUGAAAUUUUUGUUAUUAAAAUAAAUUUUCUUUGCCGCCAAUGAGAUACGUAAUUGUGGUUUUCGUUAUAAAUACCAAGACAUGCUAUGGUACAAGAAAAUUUGUUUUACUUUUAUUAUAUUUUAUAUUAAAUAGACCACCCCAAGAACAACGGCUUAGGAAGAUCCUAGAUCUAUUUUAUUCCUUUUUUACUGUAAAUAUUUAUAUCAUAUCAUCCUUCGAAAAUUUCUAAAUUAAAAUUUUCUCUGUAUUUAACA